Molecule: messenger RNA, 1117 nt
Organism: Cucurbita pepo subsp. pepo (vegetable marrow)
Lineage: Eukaryota; Viridiplantae; Streptophyta; Magnoliopsida; Cucurbitales; Cucurbitaceae
Source: RefSeq, a predicted model, not a curated record
AUGGGGUGGUGGAGCAAAUGUAGAGAGUUUUGGGAAGAGAUGGAUAAGAAGGGUGUUCGUAAGGAUUUGCAUUCGUAUUCCAUUUACAUGGACAUACAGUGCAAGAGUGGGAAGCCAUGGAAGGCUGUUAAAUUGUACAAGGAGAUGAAAAAGAAGGGGAUGAAACUAGAUGUAGUGGCGUAUAAUACAGUGAUUCAUGCCAUUGGGAUAUCAGAAGGUGUUGAUUUUGCCAGCCGGGUGUUUCAGGAGAUGAAGGAAAUGGGGUGUAAGCCUAACGUUGUAACUUGCAAUACUAUUAUUAAGCUAUUUUGUGAGAAUGGUAGAUUCAAGGAUGCCCAUAUGAUGCUCGAUCAAAUGCUUAAGAAGGAUUGUCCGCCUAAUGUCAUCACGUAUCAUUGUUUUUUUCGGUCUCUCGAAAAGCCGAACGAGAUUCUUAUGUUAUUUGAUAGGAUGAUUAAAUAUGGGGUUCAACCAAAGAUGGAUACUUAUGUGAUGCUCAUGAGGAAGUUUGGAAGAUGGGGGUUUCUAAGACCAGUGUUUGUAGUGUGGAAUAAGAUGGAGGAACUUGGGUGUAGCCCAGAUGAGUCUGCUUACAAUUCUUUGAUUGAUGCUCUUGUGGAGAAGGGCAUGAUAGAUAUGGCUAGGAAGUACGACGAAGAGAUGGUAGUGAAAGGUCUUUCGCCUAAGCUGAGAGAGGAAUUGGGGACGAAGAUGGUGAAUGGUGGCUAUCAUGCCAAUGUGAACUGCAACAAGUAGGCAGUAUAUGCACUUCUUGGUGCUUGUAGACAUAUUUGAUCUUGGGACAUACUAUUACCCAGAUUCAGAUGUUGCAAAAAAAAGUUAAGGCGAACUUGUUGAACUUCGAUCUGGACGAAUCUGUUAUACAGAAGUUUGAGCGGAGAGGCGAUUAGAGCAAAUGGUAAGAGGUCAAAACAUCUUGUAAACAUGAUGAACAUUAUAUUACUAAUUAAGCUCUAAUUUUGUAGUAGCCCAAGCUCAUCGCUAGCAAAUAUUGUCCUCUUAGAGCUUUCUCUUCCGGACUUCUCUUCAAAGUUUUAAAAUACGUCUGCUAAAGAGAGGCUUCCACACCUUUAUAUAGAAUAUGUUUGAUGUGGGA